Phyllostomus hastatus (greater spear-nosed bat) is the source of this 1127-nucleotide messenger RNA. It is a transcript of the gene CTXND1, whose product is annotated as cortexin domain containing 1. The record is from RefSeq and is a predicted model, not a curated record. The coding region runs from base 398 to 577 and encodes 59 amino acids. Lineage: Eukaryota; Metazoa; Chordata; Mammalia; Chiroptera; Phyllostomidae. The transcript has 3 exons.
CCCCUCUCGGCGGCUGGCUCGGGCUCGCCCGCUCCGCCGGGGCGCUGACUCAGCCGCGGCCGGGCUGCCGCGCACACAGCCCGGCCUGGCAGCGCCCCCUGCGCCCCGCCGACCCCGGCCGGGAGGCGCCGCAGCCAGCCAGGGCCCCGCCAGCGCACGGGACAGGCCUUUCCAGCCACGCCAGCGCCGGUGCCUGCCCUCCACGGGAAGGUCACUGCUCUCACCGGCUCCCGGCUGUGAUGUCUCGCCACCCCCUCUUCCUCCUGCAGCAGCCCCACCCAGGGGGCCGGCCCACCCUGUGGCCCUUAUGAAGAGGUGACCACUCCGGCCAGCAGGGGCGGAAGAUGGUACCAGGCAGCCUGGAGCCGGAGGAGGAGCCUGCAGCCGCCGCCCUGCGAUGGAGGAGCCCACGCCCGAGCCCGUCUACGUGGAUGUGGACAAGGGGCUGACCCUGGCCUGCUUCGUCUUCCUCUGCCUCUUCCUCGUCGUCAUGAUCAUCCGCUGCGCCAAGGUCAUCAUGGACCCUUACAGCGCCAUCCCCACCUCCACCUGGGAGGAGCAGCACCUGGACGACUGAGGCGCGGGGGGCGUCCCCGCAGACACGGGGGGGGGGGUGGACUUGGCCCCCGGGGUGGGAAGAGCCACUGUAGCCUCGCCUGCUCUCACACGAGCGCCAGAGGGACGCGCUUGGGGUGCUGGGGGGGGCCCAGACGCCGCCCGUUGGGGGUCACGUGGCCGGUCGCCCGCCCUGGCUCCAGCGCAGACGCCCCUCCGUCACACCACAGCGGUCUCGCGUGGAGGGGACCUUCUGCCCCGGAGAUGCGGAGGAGCACGUGCACCGGCCCCGGGGGCUCCCGGCUCGGGUGUCCCUCCCCCCCGAACCCAAGCGCCACCCAGCGCGCCAGCGCGGACAGAGAUGGAGGUGUCGCCCCCGAAAACCCACCCAAGGCGCCGGGGCCGCUUCCCAGCCGUAUUUUUUUUAAACUAAAAGAGAGAGGGGUAUAUUUUUCCUGCUGCAGGUGAAAUGUGCAUUUUAGAAAUUGGGGGAAAUACAAAAAAAAAAAUAGAAGGAAAGGGAGGAAAUAACACUUAUAAUCUCCCCUCCCAGAAGCCGCCACUUUGAAAUA